AUGUGUUCAAUGUGGAUUAUGAGCGCUUUGCUGGCGCUUAGCACUGUUUUACCAGUGUGGAGCGCGUCUUUAUCGGCUACAACGGGAGCGCGAUAUCAAGCUCCUGAUGAAUGCCGUUGGACUAAUGAUGAUGAUGAAUCUGGAGUCGCGUUACAGUGUCGAUUAAGGACUAUAAAUAGUGAAUUAGAAAAUACAAAUUUUAGUGCUAUUCAACCACAUCUUACCGUGAGACUGCGUCUCGAAUGUAGUGAUGCUCUUUUUUUCCAAAGCUCGCUUGCACCGGGAAGUUUUCGCCAACUAAUAGAACUAAGGGAACUUACAAUUGAAUAUUGUAAGAUCGGAAAUCUUUCUGACGGUGCCUUUACGGGUCUUCGAGAGCUCAGGAAUCUAACUAUACGUACGCACAACACUGAUUGGUCUACAAUGACACUAGAAGUUACACCAACUGCGUUUUCAAGAGACGUACAAAAUCUUGAACGUCUGGACCUAAGUGAAAAUAAUAUGUUAGCAUUUCCUGAAGGGGCUCUAUGCUCGUUAAGAAAUCUAGAAUAUUUAAAUAUGACUGGGAACAGGAUGAGAGAUAUUAGCCAUUUUCAAUUCUCAUCAGCUCAUCGUCACCCAACAGAAAAAUGUGGUGACAAUCUACUAGUUUUAGAUUUAUCAAGGAAUCUUAUUGAUACUAUACCGCCUGGUCUUCUUUCAGGCUUAAGACGAUUACAAAAGUUAUAUUUACAAGGCAAUGGAUUAAAUUCCGUAGCAGAUAGAGCCUUAGAGGGGCUUAUUUCGCUAACAACAGUUAGAUUUUCUGACAAUCAAUUAACUAGUUUACCUCCUGAAUUAUUUAGUGACACUAAGGAGUUGAAAGAAAUAUAUCUUAAUAAUAAUACAAUUACCGUUCUGGCUCCUGGGUUAUUCAGUGAUUUACUACAAUUACUUGUUUUAGAUUUGUCUUACAAUGAAUUAACCUCAGAUUGGAUAAAUACUUCUACAUUUUUUGGACUGAAAAGACUCAUAUUCUUAGAUUUUUCACACAAUAGAGUUUCUAAACUUGAGAUAGCACUAUUUAGAGAUUUAAAUAAUUUGCAAAUAUUAAAAAUGCAAGAUAAUUUUAUUGAACACAUACCAGAAAAUGUAUUUAAUUCUCUUGGAAAUUUGCAUACUUUGAUAUUAUCCAAUAAUAGACUAACAAAUGUUGAAAGCUUUUCUUUUAUUGGGUUACCUGGCUUAUCAGUUUUAUCUAUUGACAGCAAUCGCAUCUCAAAAAUACACCCCCAUUCUUUACGUAACUGUACUUCAUUACAAGACCUGCAUAUAAAUGGAAAUAGAUUAGAUGAAGUACCCAUAGCGUUAAGGGAAAUACCGCAAUUAAAAACUCUUGAUUUAGGAGAAAAUUUAAUCGUGAGCAUUGAAAACGCGUCAUUUAUGGCAAUGCAACAAAUGUAUGGGCUGCGACUAACUGAAAAUAAUAUUGGAAAUAUUAGUAAAGGCGUAUUUGAUAAGAUGACAUCCCUAAAAAUUUUAAACUUGUCAAGAAAUAAAAUUCAUAAAAUUGAAGCUGGAGCUUUCGAUGGUAACAUAAAUUUACAAGCUAUACGAUUAGAUGGAAAUUACUUGACCGACAUCGAUGGACUUUUCGCCAAGUUACCUAAUUUGGUAUGGCUGAACAUUUCUGAUAAUCGCCUAAAAUUGUUUGACUAUGCUAUGAUUCCAACUGGAUUGCAAUGGCUGGACAUUCACGCUAAUAGAAUCGCUGAACUUGGAAAUUACUUUGAAAUUGAAUCGCAGUUAUCGCUUAGUACUUUCGACGCUAGUUCUAAUAGAUUGACGGAGAUAACGGGAAGUGCCAUACCUAACUCAGUGGAAAUGUUGUAUUUAAAUGAUAAUUUAAUUUCCAAAGUACAAUCUUAUACAUUUUUUAAGAAGCCAAAUCUAACAAGGGUAGAUUUGUAUGGAAAUAAAAUAACCAGCCUAGAUCCGAACUCUUUAAGAAUAUCCGCCGUACCACAGGAUAAAUCUGUUCCCGAGUUUUUCAUUGGUGGGAAUCCUUUAGAAUGCGAUUGCACAAUGGAAUGGUUACAAAAAAUAAAUACUGGAAAUAGAGCUAGAACUCAGCCUAAGCUAAUGGACUUGGACAGUAUAUAUUGUAAAUUACUUUACAAUCGUGGCAAUGCAUAUGUACCUUUAGUAGAAGCCGCACCCCAUCAGUUUUUAUGUAAAUAUGAGUUUCAUUGCUUCGCACUUUGUCACUGUUGUGACUUCGAUGCAUGUGACUGUAAAAUGACAUGUCCUAACAAUUGUACUUGUUACCAUGAUCAAUCUUGGUCGGCUAACGUUGUAGAGUGUUCUAAUGCGGGGUAUGUCGAUCUGUUACCUGAAAGAAUACCUAUGGAGGCUACUCAGCUAUAUUUAGAUGGUAAUGAUAUAAAAAUGCUCCCAAGUCAUGCUUUCAUUGGGAGAAAAAGAUUAAAGAUAUUAUAUUUAAAUUCAUCAAAUAUAGAAACCAUUCACAAUAGAACUUUUAACGGUUUGAGAGAAUUAGAAGUAUUGCACCUCGAUCAUAAUAGCCUAACAACUAUAGAAGGACAGGAAUUUAAUGGAUUGGAUAACUUGCGCGAGUUGUAUGUGAAUAACAACAAAAUUAAAACAAUCGGAAAGGAAAUGUUUAAUCACAUGCAAAAGUUACAAAUAUUACACCUACAUCACAAUGCAUUGGUAACUUUAUCAGUUUGGAAAAUCAAUAGAGCCGUUACUACGAUCACCUUAUCUUACAACCCUUGGUCAUGUGACUGCGAAUUUACAGAAAUGUUCCGUGAAUGGACAAAAAAAGUAAGUUCCAUAACAGAUUUAUCCAAUAUAAAAUGUGUUUAUUCGAUAAACAAUACAACUGAUAUAGGAAUAUACAAUGAAAGUGUUUUUGAGGACCCUAAAUACGGAUUUAAAAUAGUUGAAGAAAAUGGAACAAUAUGCACUGGAUUACCAAGUAUAAAUAAUAGCAUUAACGGGAAUUUGACGUCUACCAAAACCAUUAUCAGCAAUGAUGAAACUAAUUACGUGGCCGUGAUAGUUGGAAUUCUUGUUGGAUUUUUAUUAUUAGUAUUAGUUACAAUAAUAAUAUGUAAAUACAGUCAUGGCAUUAGAGCGCUAGUUUAUGCAAGGUUUGGGAUAAAGUUAUGCUCCAAAGAUGUAAAUCAUGAUGAUCGUGAGAAACUGUAUGAUGCCUUUGUGAGUUACAGUUCCAAAGAUGAAGCAUGGGUGACAGAAAAGCUUGCACCCAUGUUAGAGCACGCAGAUCCUUGUUAUAAGUUGUAUUUACAUUAUCGCGAUUUUCCUGUAGGCGGAUAUAUUGGUGAUAACAUAAUACAGGCCGUGGAAUCAUCGCGUCGUACAAUAAUGGUGCUAAGUGAGAAUUUCAUAAAGUCAGAAUGGUCCCGAUUUGAGUUUAAAUCUGCACAUCAUCAAGUAUUAAGAGACAGACGAAAAAGACUCAUAGUGGUGUUAUUAGGUGAAGUGUCCAAAAAAGAACUUGAUCCUGAUAUAAGACUUUACUUAAAAGCAAACAAAUAUCUGCGCUCAAGUGAUAAAUUAUUCUGGGAAAAGCUGAAAUUUGCUCUACCUAAAGUUCGUGAUAAGCAAAGGCAUCGUGGAAUGCCAAGUCCUGGUGCCGACACCGUACCCAUGCAUCGAAAUCAUCAUCCCAGGAGUCACUUGGGCGCCUUGCCUCCUCCACCGGGAGUGCAUGGAGCUCACCCUGUAUUACCACCGCAUCCAUCCCUAACCCCACAUCAAAUCCCAGCCCGUGCUUCGCCUCGAAAUCAUUCCGUCCAUGUG
Molecule: messenger RNA, 3828 nt
Organism: Brenthis ino (lesser marbled fritillary)
Lineage: Eukaryota; Metazoa; Arthropoda; Insecta; Lepidoptera; Nymphalidae
Source: the annotation of a GenBank genome assembly